Molecule: messenger RNA, 1312 nt
Organism: Sitodiplosis mosellana (orange wheat blossom midge)
Lineage: Eukaryota; Metazoa; Arthropoda; Insecta; Diptera; Cecidomyiidae
Product: GATA zinc finger domain-containing protein 1
Exons: 2
Coding region: 135-896 (253 amino acids)
Biological process (GO): regulation of DNA-templated transcription; chromatin organization
Cellular component (GO): nucleus
Molecular function (GO): sequence-specific DNA binding
Source: RefSeq, a predicted model, not a curated record
AAUUGUUUGACGUUUGUUAUCCGCAUGUAAUUUAUUCAAAGGUAGAACAGUCGCUUGGCCUGAGAACGAUCGCUUCAAACACGGUAUUUAAUUGGUGGAAGGAAUCAAUUGUCUUCGUUCCGAUUUCGCAUAGAAUGUCACCGUUGUAUGAACAUUUAAAAUGUGCACAGUGCAAUUGCACUGAGGCACUGCUGUGGAAAUCCAUUGGAGAAAAGCAGCAGUUGUGCAACGACUGUUUCGAGCAGACCAAGAACAAUACAAAGCAGGAAGCGGAUUGUAAUCGUAAGGCGUAUGGCAAAACCGAUGAACGUCGCAGUAAAUUGAGAAAGAGCACAAGGAGUACAAGGUAUAAUGGUAAGAAUGGCAGUGGUACAAACAAUGCGUCCGGCACCACCAAUUCAAAUACAACAAAAACAAACAACACAAAAUCCAGCGGACGUGGUCGUCGCAGCCUAUUCCGAAGGCCACCAAUGAAAGCACCAACAAUAACUGCGACCACACAGCACGUGAACAGUUUGUUUUAUAAGGGUUCCUACAUUCAAAUCGGUGACAUUGUUUCAUUGUGUAAUUCCAAUUAUGAUGUAUUCUACGCUCAAAUCCGAGGAUUAAUGGUUGACAAUUUCUGCGAGAAAUCGGCCGCUAUAACAUGGCUAUUGCCAACGCAAAGUAGUCCGCCGCCAGGCGAAGGUUUCGAUCCAAGCACAUAUGUCAUCGGUCCGGAAGAAGAUCAACCGCGGUUGUUAUCAUGCAUGGAAUUUGUAAUGCAUGCUCCAAGUGAUUAUUAUCUGGACAAAAGCACACCAUAUCCCCCAAUCGAUGCCGAUCCAUAUAAUUCGUCACAAAAUUCAACCGGCGGUUUCAUUUGGACAAGCAUUGAUGCCAUGCAAAAACGCUGAAUUCGUUUCAUUUCAUAAUGUAAAAUGGAAAAUGUAUCUCAGCUCGCAUCAUCCGACUUUGGUUUCGUAUAAGAAAUCAUCUUCAGACUUCUUUUACUACCAUUCGUUGGAGAAUCAUACUAAAAUUUUAUUUUUUAUCCAUUAAAUCCAUUGGCUGUCAUUAAUUGUUAACGGAAACAACACAAGUACACACAUUGAAUCGACUGAUUGUAAUAUUAUCUCGAUGUAAUUUAUUGUAAGUAUGCAAGAGACUCAAAUCAAUUUACUGUAUUGAAUUUGUUGUAAGAUAUUUGCAUGGAAAGGCUCCAGUUCAAAUUUUAGUGUUUGAGUCAAAUUUGGUUCGGCUUGGGAUGAUCUUGUAGUUGAAAGGGAGGAAAUGUUUUUAAACAAAUAAAUUUACCAUAUACAGAACAUAC